CCCUUCCCUGGGUGCAAGGGAUCAGGGUGGGCCAGGCGCGCGCCCUGUGGUCGGUUGUUACCGCCCUGGGCGCAAAGGCCCACCUUUCCCUUUCAGCACAAAUGUCUGUUUGUAUUGGGGCAGUGCUGUUGUCUGGAGAGUUUACUGGCUUCUUCCAAAGAGGUCUAGGAGACUCGGAAUUUACAACUUUCUCAGGCAAAUAGAUUCUCACCUUACAGCCUGCCUCCUCAAAGCCAAGCCACCCAGUAAGCCAAGCUCCAACAGUCUCAGCAGGGUAUUUGUUCAGCAGCUGGAUCUCUGCCAGUCAGACGCUGUUUUCCAUUGGUUGAUUCCCAUCACUUUGUGUAUGUUUCCUGAGGCAUCCAGAUCCUCCUUGAGAGCAAAGCGCAUUCACAUCAAGCAGACACGGCACACGACACAGGCCUGGACUCUAAGAUGAUGAGAAUAUGAGGGGAUAACGGAUCUUGCAGCACCACCGAAGGUACUGAAUUUUUCACAUGUAGUUUGGAAGCUAAAUCAGUCACAAAAAUGAAACGGGCAAAGCAUCUAUCAACCACCAGUAAGAAAUUGACAAGUGUUCCAGAAUUACCUUUUAAAAAAGGACUACUUAAUUCAUCACCUAAGCUGAAAGAAAAACGUAAUACCAAGCCACUACAUGAUAAAACUGAACCAAUGGUCCUAAGGUCUCCACCCACAGGAGAAUCAAUUGUACGGUAUGCCUUGCCGAUACCAUCAAGUAAGACCAAGGACUUAAUAGCUGAAGAUGAAAUGGUCAGGAGGAUUGCCAAACACCUGAAGACGGUGGUAACUGCUUUGGAAGACACAUAUGGAGCUGUCGAUGAAGACGGGGAAAGAACAUCCAUGAGACCUAAAGCGGAAGGCGUGUCUUUAUCUGUUGGCGAUGAUAUGAAUUCAUUCUUGUUGUGCUGCUCACAAUUUGCAGCUCAGUUGGAGGAAGCAGUUAAGGAAGAACGUAACAUCUUGGAGUCUCUUUUCAAGUGGUUUCAGCAACAAGUCAACCAAAUGGAGGAGAUAGGUAAAGACCAAAGCAUUUUAGAAGCAGAUCUUCCAUCAGAUGACAAAUCGGUCCAUUUAAAUAUUGUACAAAUAGCAAAUCUGGUACAUAAAUUUGAAGAUCUGAAAAGCCGCCUAAGAGAGCACAAGGGAUCCCUGGUGUCCAAAUACGUUGAUAAAGAGACUCCAUCAGUCCCAGUGAAAACUUAUGAAGGUGUAGAGAAGCAAAUUGAAGACUUCAUAAAAUCCCACUCAACUUUUGAAUCUCAAGUUGAUUCUGAAACUGAGCCAGAAGCUCCUUAUUCAGUGACUGAUCGGAUGAAUGUGAUGAUGAACAUAUUUAAAAAUCAGACAAAUAUGUUAGAGAGAGCUUUAAAUGAUCAGAGUAUAAUUGAGACUAAAUAUAAACAGAUGGAAGCUGAUUUUCAAAUAUUAUUAUUGGAGAAAACCCUACUAGAAGGUGAAAUACGGAAGUUGAGGGAGUCAGAGAAAGCAAAGCCUGCGAGCAAAGAAGAUCGAAGCAAGAAACCUGCAAAACCAGAGAAGAAAAAAGAUAAAGAUUCAGAAAGGAAGACAUCUCCAAGCAGAGAAGUUGAACUGCUUCAAAUCCAAAAAGAAGCAGAAGCGCUGAAGAUGGAGAAGAAAGCCCUCCAAGAACAACUGAAGUGGGCUUUGCAGGAAGCUGAAAGAAACAAGACUCAACUCGACUACGUCCUACAUCAAGAGAUGGAGGCGUUUAAAGAAGAGAAGAAUAAAACAAAAUUGGAACGGGCUUCCAGUAAAUCAAAGGUCAAGGGUGAGACUUCCAAACAGUCUCAUUCAGCGGAGAAGGUCGCACAGCCGAGUGAACAAAAGCAGGACUCUGGCAAGAUCUCACCUGAAAAAGGCGAAAGCUUGGAGAAGAGACGAUCUAUCUCUGCUGAUUUAGAUCCUUCAGCUUUAGAGGGUUUCUAUGGUGUCUCAGAUGUUUCAGCCUUCCCACAAGAGGUCUUUAAGUCAUUUACAGCACUGCCAUUCAUUGAAGAGAGGCUAGAGUCGAGCUCGCCCCUGCCAAAGGAGAUGGAGAUGUGGUCCCUGGUGUCAUUUCCUGAUCUCGCCAAAGAAAUUGAAAAGGCUGAAGCAUCAGAACAAAUCCUAUUUCAUACAGACGAAGAAAACUCUGAAGCUCCUUAUGAAGGAUUAGAUGAAAGUUAUGCACAAGAAGAUAAAGAUCUGCUACCAGAAGACGAAGCAUCUAGAGCAAAGCAACUCUCUGACCGGGGGAGACGCAAACCACUCUUUAUCACUGCAAAAAGACCUGAAUUUUUGAGUUUACUUUCAAGAACACAAUCUGAAAUUGAGAAUCUUGAAGCCGUCAAAUAUGAGAACGUGACUAAUGAAUAUGAAGAGAAGUCUGCCAAAGAAGACUCAAAAACAGAAAUAAAAUCAAAGGGACAGAAAGGUUCUAAGACUGGGAAACUGCAUACUCAUGCGGAAGAGUCAGAAGAAACACCAAAAGCCAAAGCUUCAGCAAAGAAACGGGACACUGCCAAAAGAAAAGGACUUGCUCCUCCUGAUGCAGAUGCUGAAGGAUCAAUCAGUCCAGGGAGUCAAGCCUCAUCAACAAAAUCAGACACACAAACAAAGAAACACAGACUUCACAAGAGAGAAAGACCCAUUCUUCCUAACGGAAUGCCAGACAAAAGUUUUGAACCUCAAGACGCAGUGUUAAAAUCUGAAAGCCAGGCAAAGAAGCUGAAAUUUUCCAAAACAGACGUUAUUAGCAGUGAAGUAUCAGAUAGAAAUAUGAGACCGGAAGAUCAAAAUGUACAGUCAAGCUCCCAAAUCCAGCUAAAGAAGCAAAGAUCAUUGGGAGGGGAAAUACUUACUAUUCAUUUUGCAGCGCCAGAUGAAAGCUAUGCUCAUUUGCAUUCAGAGUUGUCGUCAGAAUCCCAGGCACAAUUAGAGAGAGGAACAACUUCUGAAGAUGCGAGACUCAGUAGAAUUCCUUCUGAAUACCAGAAAAAAGAUUUAUCAGUGGACAAUCUAUUGCCUGAGAAGAAACCUCUUAUUAUAACCAGAAACGUGUCUCAGAACAAGAAAUCUGGCUUUUUUCGGGAUGAUAACGCAGAGAAUGAAAAUGUGAUGAAAAUCUUCCUAGAUGAAGACCUAGAAUCAGAAAGCAGGGAUCCAAAAGCUAAGGAUAAAACAGUCAUAGAAGUUCAGGAGAUACUCGAACGUCAGAAAACACUGAACCCAAUAAUUAGCGACCUCAUAUUUCGCUUGGAUAUGGACAAUGUGGUUGAGAAUAAGCUAGAUAACUUGAGGAACAUGUUUGGACAACAUUUAUUAAGAAGCGAAUUCAAGCCACAGUCAAAGAGUGGAUCUGAGAUCGGCAAAGAUAGAAAAGGGACCUCUGCCAAGUCCAAAUCAACAGCGAAAACAGAUGCAACAAGUAAGGAACUAACUAUUAUUAAAGGAACAAAACUUCUUGAACAACUAAAAGAUGAACAUGAUGUGGGCUUAUUGAAAAUCAAACCUCAAGAAAACAUUACCACCAAGUACCAGCCACCAAAGAAAUUUCCAACAAAAGUGAUCAAUCUGUCACCCUUCUUGACCAGUCAAGAAGAAAACGUGGAAAGCUCUUCAUAUACAGAUGAAAUCCAAAAACCACUUUAUAGGACAUCUAGGGGAAGUUCAGGCAUCCCUGCAACCUUUCAGCAGAUGAUAAACAGCAGAAAGAUUGCAGGGGAUCUGAGACCAAAAAGUGUAUCCAAGGAACAAACUGAACUUGAAAACCAGCUGCGUAUUUCAAUCACAUCUUCAAAAAAAUAUGUACAUAAAGGGCAAUCUAAACAUCGAAAGUUAAGGAAAAAAGGUGCUGAGUCUCAAAGUAGCAUACAUCCUUCAGCAUCUUCUAUCAAAAAGCAGAAACUUAAAGGUAAAGGAGUCACUUUUACCCAGCCUAAACCUGUAAAGUUAGUUGAAAAACGUAUUAAACUUCCAAAUAAUCUGAAGAUGCCUGCCUCUACUCCAAAAAUCAAAGUCAUUAAAGAGCUGUCUAAAACUUCUCAUUUAGAAGGUGAAGAUGUUCAACUUUCAAAUAAUCCGUCCAAGUCAAAGUCUGCUAUAAAGAAAUUUCUGACUGAAGAGCCACCAAAACCUGUAAACUUAAAUGACCAAGAUGCCAUAAUUCUAUAUAAUCUGCGUGGUUUGACCUAUGCUACAAACAAAGACCUCAGUAAAGGUAAACUGAUAGACUUCCUUCAUCCUUCACACCUUCUCUUUCCUGCAUGCUCUAAAAGAAGAAUGUGCUGUAAUGUAUUCAACAACGUUUUCUUACAAUGCCCUAGCUGUCGAGAUCUUCUUAUUUCUAUGGUGAUGUUGCUCAACAUUCAAGUAUUAUGAGCAUGUCUGCUCCAAGGAAAUCUGAGACUAAAGAGACAUUUAAACUUACAAAUUUAGACGAGAAAGACGAUGGAGCUGCAGAUAAUCUGCAGAUGUCAAAUUUGGCUGCUACACUGAGUGCCCUAAAAG
Molecule: messenger RNA, 4530 nt
Organism: Peromyscus eremicus (cactus mouse)
Lineage: Eukaryota; Metazoa; Chordata; Mammalia; Rodentia; Cricetidae
Gene: Ccdc7
Product: coiled-coil domain containing 7
Exons: 45
Coding region: 529-4401 (1290 amino acids)
Source: RefSeq, a predicted model, not a curated record